This is a messenger RNA of Arvicola amphibius (Eurasian water vole), 1697 nucleotides long. It is a transcript of the gene Ccdc122, whose product is annotated as coiled-coil domain containing 122. The record is from RefSeq and is a predicted model, not a curated record. The transcript is spliced from 6 exons. The coding region runs from base 492 to 1349 and encodes 285 amino acids. NCBI's taxonomy places the organism in Eukaryota, Metazoa, Chordata, Mammalia, Rodentia, Cricetidae.
UCUCAUUCCCCCUCCCUUUCUGCUUAUUCUGUGUUUUCGUUUGGGGAUCAACAUCCUUGACUGCCCCCUCUUCUUUAGGCGCCUUAAAAAAAUAUACGCCCCUAAUAGGACAGAAUGCAUUUAAUUCAAGUAAUAAUAAGAUCAAAAUCAAGUAUCCCUUAUCCUCCAAGGUUUUAAUGUCAUUUAUUUUAAAACCACGAUAUGGAAGUCAAGAACCGUUGUAAAUGGAAUUAUAGCCAACUUUCAACAUAGAUAAGGAUGUAAGAAAAAGCUUAUUUUCUGUGGCCUGGGUUAUGGAAGAAGGAGAGGGUACUUUGUCUUCCUUGGUGAACCUGUCUGUGAAUGCUGAUGAUGUCGUUCCUGAAUGAGAAGACUCUAGGGUCUCUGGGAGUUGAGAAGAGUCUUGCAAGUGUGCACCAACCUCGACUUGACUAGAGAUCGAGGAGUAAAGAAGGAGGACUAACCCAGGGAAAGGAGCUAAUAGACAGAGAAUGUCAGACGACAAAGAAAGGAAGAAUGAAGGCAUUCCCAAAGAAGCUCUGAGCAAAGAAGACACAUCAUCAUUAACUGAUGUUGUAGAGCAAGUUGCAAAACAACAGCAAUCACAGACAUCAGAAAUAGAAAAACAGAAGAAAGUUCUGCUCCAUUUGCAGAUUCAACUUCAUGAUCUUGAAAAUCAAAUAGCAGCUACUGCUGCAGAAGCUAAAGAAACAGAGAGGCAGAUGUACCAGCAAGAUGCUGCCAUGGAGAAUUCCAGACUUCGGUGUGGACUCUUGGAAGCUCAGAUUGAGUCCUUAUAUUCAGAAAGUGUAAAGCUUAAAUUUGAUUUAGAAACAGCCCAAGAAAAUUUCAAGGAAAAAAUGAUAAAAUAUAAUGCAUAUUAUGCAAAAAUAAAAGCCUAUAAAGAUAGCUUAGGAGAGAUAGACAGCAAAUGCUCAUUUAUGACUCAGCUCUAUGAAAAGCGAGAUCUCAUCAAAAGCCUAAAGACAAUGAAAGAAGAUCUUAUGGAAAAUCUCCAGAAUCCACAAGGGAGCUAUGCAACACAGAUACAGGAAGACAUUUCAAAGCUAAUGAAUAAAAUUAUGACAGUAAAAGAUUCAAUCAUUGAGAAAACGUAUUUUAUUGAAGAAGAGAAAAAGACACAUGAAAAGCUAAGAAAGGAAAUAGAGGUACAACAUAAGAGAUAUGAUGCAAUUCUUAAGCGUUUGCGUUGUCAGGUGAACAAGAUUCAGUUAAAUAGGAGGAAUUGGCAAUGGAACAUCCAACAACUAGAACAAACUGCAUCUGAGUUAAGAAAACGCCUCGGAGUAAAAGAAGCCCAUGAAAUACAGAACAGACCGACAGCAUAGUAGGAAAGAACACUGUGAAGAUCCUUCGAUCUUUUGAGAAUCAGCACCCAGUGGAGACAGAGGCCUGUCUCAAUGACCGAUAUUUUCUUUCUCUUUUUCUUCCUCUUCUUUCUUUUUGUUUCAACCGGGUAGCUGUUGGUUAAAGUGCCUCCCAGUCUAUAGUGCACAGCACUAGGUAGACAGCAGCAGUGCUUACAGGAAGUUAGCAGAAGAGUAGGUGUGCACAUUCAAAUAGUCAUUUCGCUCCUGAAUGCCUGCUUGUAACCAUGUUGGACUCACUACCCUACAAAGUAAAAAUUUAAAAGAAACAGCUGAAUUUUCAAUGAAUUGUUCAGAUACUUAAAAAUA